UGAAAUGUGGCCCAACUUAAAAGCCCAAAAAGGUUGAAAAGCCCAAAAACAUUCUAUAUCCAUCUUUCAACACAACCUACAAAAACAGUUCACCGGUUUUCGUGUAAUUGCGGAAGCUUUUUUUUUGUCAGAAUGGAGGAGGAGAAACCUUCAGAUAAAGCAGAGAGUUCAGAGAUUCUGGGGGAUUGGGAUUCAGCUCUUCCGGCGAAUUCCGAAGAAAGAAUCGUGAUGGUCUCUGUUCCCACUUCACCGGGAUCUGUUGAUGCGACAUCGAAUCAGCCGAAAGAGAUCGAAUCUAGGGUUUCGGAAAAGGAAGGAGCUUCGACAUCAACUGCUGCCGGAAGGAGAGUGUUGCCGCCGUGGAUGGAUCCGUCGUACGAAUGGGGUGGUGGGAAAUGGAAAGAAGACGGAAGAAAGUUGAAGAAGAAGAAGAAGAAAGAGAAAGAGAGUGAUGAGAUUAUACCUUUUAAGGAAAUCAUUGAAGCUCUGCUUCGAAACUCCGGUGACAAUAAGGUUGAAGACAAGGAGGGGGUUAAUCAUCAAAAUCGGAGCUGUGUUGUUGACAUGUUGAAAUCAAUGGGCUUAAAGUUUCCUUAGUCAAAACUUUUGGGGCCUUUUUUUUUUUUUUUUUUUUUGUUUACUAAUUUUUAAUUUUAUCGGCUUUUUUAGUUUUUUUAUUUAUUUUGCGGCAAGUAGGUUAACUUUUUUUCAAUCUUCUAAAAUCUAAUUUCUUGAAUUUUCCACUUAUGACCUAAGUAAGUAUGUAAAAUAUGCAAAGUGUUAAAAUAUGUACGUAUUUUGUAACAAUUUUCUGGAAUUUCUUAAAUUUUUU
Molecule: messenger RNA, 832 nt
Organism: Camelina sativa (false flax)
Lineage: Eukaryota; Viridiplantae; Streptophyta; Magnoliopsida; Brassicales; Brassicaceae
Source: RefSeq, a predicted model, not a curated record